AUGGCAAGGCCAAUGGUGUGGUGUGAACUGGGCUCUGGCAUUACUGCCAGUUUCUGGCAUGAUAAUUGGACUCCCCAUGGUCCUCUGAUUGAGCUGAUUGGAGAUCGAGGUCCACAAGUAACUGGCUUACCUAUUGAUGCAGCAGUAGCGGAUGCUUUGACUGAUGAUGGGUGGUGGCUAGACAGAAGUAGAAGUAGAAGCCCCACCAUUACCUUGUUGAAGGCUUGUUUUCCCAAUCCACAAGAGAUUAUUGAUUCAGAAGAAGAUGAUACUUUCCUCUGGUAUCCGGAGCCUGGCCGUGGUAGUGGGAACUUCUCUACUAGCGCUACUUGGAGAGCUCUUCAUCACACUCCUUUAGAGGUGUUCUGGCAUAAGGUGGUGUGGUUCGCAGGUAGAGUACCUAAACAUGCCUUUAUUACAUGGAUUGCAGCUAGAGACAGAAUGGGGUUCGAGGCAAUUCUGAGAUGGCUUAAUGCUCCCUCUAGAGAUUCUAGUGUUACGUUGAUCGUGAGACUUAUAUUCCAAGCCGUCUUAUACUUGGUCUGGAAAGAGAGAAAUAGUAGAGUUCAUGGAGGUGUGGAGAAACCUCAUAGUGCUAUUGUAGCUGAAGUUCAGCAGAUCAUCAGGUUCAGACUAGAUCCAUUGGCUCGUCGACAGGUACUAGCGUCAGGGCAGUCAUCAGUGCUUGCAGUUUGGUUCUCCUUCUUCGAUAGGUGA
This is a messenger RNA of Brassica napus (rape), 717 nucleotides long. RefSeq lists its product as uncharacterized. The transcript is spliced from 2 exons. Bases 1 to 717 code for a protein of 238 amino acids. NCBI's taxonomy places the organism in Eukaryota, Viridiplantae, Streptophyta, Magnoliopsida, Brassicales, Brassicaceae. The record is from RefSeq and is a predicted model, not a curated record.